AUGAUAUCACUGGAAGAGUUGUCAGAAGCAAAGCACGACGAACAACAAUUACGAGCCGGUGCGGAAAUCUCAAGUCAACCAGCAAUCGGAGAUACUGCAAGCACGGCGUUCAUUUUCUUUUCUUCUGGAACCACUGGACCACCGAAACCUGUAAGACACAGCCAUCGAAGCCUACUGGCACAUCUUUGCCAACUCAUGACUGUAUAUGUCGGAGCGGCCAAAUCUGACGAAAAUCUUUUACGAUGCCUGAAACAUCGCUUUCCUGGACUUCAGGAUAUUAUCCAGUUAUUUGUAAUGACUGAGACAGAAAUGCUAAUCUUUGUGACUCCAUCUGCAAACUCAAUUCUUUCCUCAGUGGUAAGAGCUAUGCUUGGUGUUAAAUCGAAGGUAGUCAACGAUGACGGCAAACAACUUGGACCCAAUGAAAUAGGUCAGCUUUUACUGCAAUCACCGACAAUGAUGCAAGGCUACUUAGGAGAAGAAGAAGUACUCGUAGAAGCAUCCAUGAGAAAACCUCAGACUGAAGAUGUCUCAACUAUUGUUUCUUAUGUUUUCAAAGAUACGCUGAAAGCGCCACGACUUCUGAUCUCACUGGCGAAUCCAUAA
Messenger RNA from Angiostrongylus costaricensis, 606 nucleotides. Lineage: Eukaryota; Metazoa; Nematoda; Chromadorea; Rhabditida; Metastrongylidae. The record is from the annotation of a GenBank genome assembly.